AUUGUUGCUUGGCUCAUAUACCCUUCUUUUCUCAUUCCCCCCCACGGCCUUCACAUUCUCUGUUGCAAUUCCAAUAAUAGAUGAAAAAGCUUGGGGAUGUGUAGCAAUGUGUAGACGUGGGCAGGCCAUAGGGAAGACUCGGGACUUUGCGAUUGGCGGCUGGUUUUGUUUUGUUUUUUAGUCUGCUGUGAUGGACGGACGUAAACGGUUGGUCAGUUCGUCACGUAGCCUGAUAAGAAAAUCUUUGUCAUGAUUAUUCAUUAUCUUUGAUUUUUUGAAUGGUCUUUGGUAAAGUUUCUACAGUCUAUAGUGCAACAGUUUAACCAUGGAGGCCACCAAAAUAUCUUCUUGUGUGAUUGACAUCCAAGGGAUGAGAUGCCAAAACUGUGUACGAAAUAUAGAAAAAACUAUUGGUGAAAAACUAGGAGUUACUGAUAUACAAGUUGAUCUGGAAAAAAAAGAAGGAAUUGUACAAUAUGAUGGAGAAUUAGUCAAUCCAACUCAGAUUUCAGAGUUUGUUGUAGCCAUGGGAUUUGCAUCCAAAGUCAAAACAACUGAUAUUUCUCUUGGUUCCCAACAAAAUCCUACAAACACAAUCUCUAAUGAAGUGCAAAUAAUUAAGAAUUCUGAGAAUAACGUAGUCAAUGACCAAAACCAAAAGUGCUAUAUUAAAAUAAGUGGAAUGACUUGUGCAUCGUGUGUUGCAGCAAUUGAAAAGCAUACUGUUAAAAUGAAUGGUGUUUCCAAAAUUCUAGUAGCUUUGAUGGCUGGUAAGGCAGAAGUUUUUUAUGACAAGUCUCUAGUUUCUCCGCAAGCCAUCUGCGAUUGGAUUACUACAUUGGGUUUUCCGAGUAACCUACUGGACGGAACCGAUAGGACAAAAAACAACGAUGUUAUUCAAGAAAAUGGAAAAGCACAAGUAGAACUGCAUAUUGGUGGAAUGACCUGCUCGUCCUGUGUCUACAAUAUCGAAAUGCAUGUAGCCAAAAUGGAUGGUAUAUUCCAAGCGAGGGUUGCAUUAUCAACCCAAAAAGGAAUGUUCACGUUUGAUCCCGAUCGAAUUGGACCGCGGCAAAUCAUCGACCAAAUAAUUAAUCUGGGGUUUGAAGCAUCACUGGUUAAUCAAGGAAUGGAGAGGUCCAUGUCCCAUUUAGAUCAUCGAGAUGAAAUCCGACGCUGGAGGAAUUCUUUUUUGGUCUCACUCAUUUUCGGUCUUCCGUCCAUGAUUGUUAUGACUUACUACAUGAUUCAAAUGGAAGAGGACGAACACCAUCAUACAAAUAUGUGCUGCAUUGUUCCUGGCCUUUCAUUAGAAAACUUGCUGCUGUUCAUUCUUGCUACGCCCGUACAAUUCAUAGGUGGCAGACAUUUCUAUGUUGCCGCAUAUAAAGCUAUUCGACACGGGACAACCAAUAUGGAUGUUUUAGUAAUGCUGGCUACGACUAUUUCAUAUGUGUACAGCGUCGCCGUCCUGGUAGCUGCCAUGGCAACUCUGCAAUCAACAAGUCCAAUGACAUUUUUCGAUACACCUCCCAUGCUUCUAAUAUUUGUCAGUCUGGGACGUUGGAUGGAAAGUGUGGCAAAAGGUAAAACGUCCGAAGCUCUUGCUCGAUUGUUGAGCCUUCAAGCAACUGAAGCAACACUGGUUGAACUUGGAGUUGACGAAGAGGUUGUGAGCGAACGGAGCAUCCCUGUAGAACUCGUCCAGAGAGGGGAUAUACUCAAACUGCUACCGGGAGCCAAAGUCCCUGUAGACGGAAAAGUUAUCAGCGGCACAUCGACUUGUGACGAAUCCUUGAUCACGGGCGAGUCCAUGCCCGUGUUGAAAGGAAAGGAUUCAAUGGUUAUUGGAGGCUCAGUUAACCAGCAUGGACGAUUGUUUAUGGUGGCAACACACGUCGGACAGGAUGCAACGCUAGCUCAAAUUGUUCGACUUGUGGAGGAGGCACAAACCAGUAAAGCACCCAUUCAACAACUAGCUGAUAAAGUUGCUAGCUAUUUCGUCCCCAUGGUUGUCACCGUAUCGUUGAUGACAUUAGUAGCAUGGAUUAUUGUUGGUUUCGUUAACGUAGAUCUUCUCCCUGUUUCUGAAAUGGAAAAAGAAGCUUACAGUCAAGCGGAGCUGACGUUCCAGUUUGCUUUUCGGUGCGCCUUGACCGUCCUGUCAAUCGCCUGCCCUUGCUCUUUAGGUCUAGCUACACCAACAGCGGUCAUGGUAGGAACAGGAGUAGGUGCCACGAACGGAAUAUUAAUCAAGGGCGCUGAGCCUCUAGAAAAUGCGCACAAAGUUAAAACGGUCGUUUUUGACAAAACUGGGACCAUUACACGUGGAUUUCCUAUGGUAACAACUAUUGUUCAAUUGGUUGAUGACGCCGUCUUUUAUUUGCCGAAAAUGAUGGCCAUCAUUGGGAUAGCCGAAACAAACAGCGAACACCCGAUAGCCUCUGCCAUAACAAAAUUCGUCAAAGAAGCCCUCAAAACAGAUCUAGUCGCCAAAUGCAGCGAUUUUCAUACUGUUCCUGGCUGUGGUCUUCGUUGUCAAGUGUCAAAUCUUGAUGAGAUGGAGAAAUUAUUAUUGCAGUCACCCUUAGCUCAAGAACGUUUGAAAGGAUCGUUGAGUAAACGUGAUCCUAGCUCACCAUCCUCUCUGGUCGUCAUUGAUACGUCCAUGGUUAAACCUACUUUGGUGGCUCUGAGUCGUUCAGAAAGCAACAAGAAUUCCUGUUUUGAUGUUCUAAUCGGUAACCGUGAGUGGAUACGGCGAAAUGGUCUGGACGUGCCCGCCGAGGUGGAAUCCAAAAUGCUCGAACUCGAACGAAUGGGCCAGACGGUGGUAUUGUGUGCCAUUGGUGGUGUACUAGUAUGUGCAAUUGCUGUUGCCGACACGGUAAAACCCGAAGCCCAUCUCACUGUCUACACUCUGAAAAAGAUGGGUCUUAACGUUGCUCUACUCACCGGUGAUAAUAAGAAGACCGCAAAAGCUAUAGCACGCCAGGUGGGCAUCAGUACGGUUUAUGCCGAAGUUUUACCUUCACACAAAGUUGCCAAAAUCCGUAUGCUGCAAGAAAAAGGCGAGAAAGUUGCAAUGGUAGGCGACGGCGUUAACGAUUCGCCCGCUUUGGCCCAGGCGGAUGUAGGCAUUGCAAUCGCUUCAGGAACUGACGUUGCGGUUGAGGCAGCAGAUGUAGUGCUAAUUCGUAAUGACUUGCUGGACGUAGUGGCUUGCUUGGAUCUUUCUUACCGGACAGUCAAACGCAUUCGUCUCAAUUUUCUUCUUGCUUCCAUUUACAACUUAAUUGGAAUUCCCAUUGCGGCGGGAGUCUUUUCUCCUUUGGGGAUCCACCUGCAGCCCUGGAUGGGCUCGGCUGCCAUGGCGUUGUCUUCUGUCAGCGUGGUGUGCUCAUCACUACUGCUGAAGUGUUACAGAAAGCCAGCUAAAGAGAAGCUGGAGACUUUUUCCUACGUUAAAGCAAGAGAUACAAGAAAUCUAUCCAUCAGUGAUGAUGACCUUUCACUUCCUGGAGAAGUUACAUCUAAGAGUUUGGGUUCCUUUUCUGCCAUAAACAGGAUUUUGCGUGUGAAACCGUCGACUCAUUCGUUGUUGGUGGGCACUGACACUGAGGACGUCGAAUUAGGUGACGCUUCCCAUCACGAUGCUUCGGAAUCCUACCCUCUGCGCAAAAUGGUUAGUGCAUAACAGUAGGGUUUUCAAUGCUGUAUGUACUGUAUGUUAUUUUUAUUUCAUUUUAUUUUUUUAAUUUGGGGAAGUCUUAACGCUUAAGACCAUAAGCGAUAGACUAAAUAUUUUUUUUUUGAAACCGUAAAGAACAAGUGCUCUUAAUGUGGGCUGCACAAACUCGUUUUUAUCGCCUUCUGCUGCCGUUAUCCCGACGUUUCCCUUGAAUGUUUUGCACGCAUGUGCUAUAGGCGUGAGUGCGCUCAUAUUAUCCAGAAACGUUUCAAAAUUUAGUUGUAACUGUGUACUAUUUUUCCAAGUUCGAAAAUUUAUCGAAAAGGACGUUAAAUGCAAAUUCUAGCAAACGGGA
Messenger RNA from Daphnia magna, 4046 nucleotides. RefSeq names its product copper-transporting ATPase 1 (gene ATP7). The record is from RefSeq and is a predicted model, not a curated record. Gene Ontology annotation, molecular function: ATP hydrolysis activity; P-type divalent copper transporter activity; ATP binding. The coding region runs from base 326 to 3697 and encodes 1123 amino acids. NCBI's taxonomy places the organism in Eukaryota, Metazoa, Arthropoda, Branchiopoda, Diplostraca, Daphniidae. Gene Ontology annotation, cellular component: membrane. Gene Ontology annotation, biological process: monoatomic cation transport; copper ion homeostasis. The transcript has 15 exons.